This is a messenger RNA of Cicer arietinum (chickpea), 887 nucleotides long. Lineage: Eukaryota; Viridiplantae; Streptophyta; Magnoliopsida; Fabales; Fabaceae. The record is from RefSeq and is a predicted model, not a curated record.
AAUCACCUAUUCACUAUUCAAUUUAACAAAAUCCUUAAUGACCUUCAUGAUAAAACCAACACUUCCAAAGGCAAAGAAAUUAAACAAGUUGCAAGAAACCAUCAAACAUGAAAAUUAGUAACUUACUAUUGGUGGUAUUCUUUCUACAGACAUUAAUCUCAUCAGUUACCCCAAGAGAAGAUCACACAAGGGACCUUAUUGCAGCCACCGAGGAGAUGCAAAAAGCAAAUUACUUCACAUUUGUAAUGUUAAUCAAAAUGUCUUCACCUGACACAAGACUUGAAGGAAAUGUAACAUUCUUGAUGCCAAACGAUCGAAUGCUCGCUAAUGUAACGCUUCAAGAAGGAUCUAUAUAUGAUUUCUUAUUAAGACAUUCAAUCCCAUCACCUUUACUAUUUGACGUCUUAAAACAAUUUCCAACUGGGACAACUGUUCCUAGUUUACUGCCAAACUGCACCUUGAGGAUAUCUAACAGUGGUAGGAAGAGUUUUGUUGUCAAUAAUGUGAAAAUCAUUAGCCCAAAUAUAUGUAUGGGUGGAUCUUCAAUUAGAUGUCAUGGUAUAGAUGGGGUUUUGUCAGAAACAUGUAUAAUAGAGAAUAACUAUAGUAUUCCUGUACCUGUAUCUUCAUAUCCUACUAACAUCACAAACACUUCUUCUAAUGCAUCACCUCCCAUUCCAUCUCCUUCAUCUCCAAGAGACAACCUUAGCCCUCCUACAUGGACUGCUCCCACUCCAACGAUUUCAAAUGUUCAGCCACAUAAAUCAGGGUCUUCUCGAUGGCUUUUGUAUAAUUCACCUUUGAUAUUUGUAGUGUGUUUGAUUUUAUCUUUCAUAGAGAUAUAUUUGUAAUUUGCUCUUUGUUUAGUGUUAUAUAAUUUUCUUUUU